CCUUUUUUCCAGAGAAGUAUUGCGUACACUAUGAGGAGUUCAUAGUGCUUUAGAAUUGUUAAGAUCUUUAUUAAGCACACCACUGAAGAUGAAGUCAAAAGACUUGGUUUUUAUCAUCAUAUUAGUCAUCUCAGAAGGACUCUGUGCAGAAGAGAAAACCUGUAAUCUUCCUAAUGUAGAAAAUGGAAGGAUUGCCCAAUAUUACUAUUCUUUUAAAAGUUAUUACUUUCCAAUGGGCAUAGACAAAAAAUUGCCAUUCUCCUGCUUGGCUGGUUAUACAACUGAAAGUGGGAAACAAGAAGAGCGAACCACAUGUACAAGAGAAGGCUGGUCUCCAGAACCAAGGUGUUACAAAAAAUGCACCAAGCCUGACCUGAGAAAUGGUCACACUUCUGAUGGAAAGUUAUUGUACAAAAUUCAAGAGAACAUGCAUUAUAGUUGUGCUUCGGGAUACAAAACCACAGGAGGGAAGGAUGAGGAAGUGGUUCAGUGUCUCUCCAGUGGAUGGUCUUCUCCACCAACCUGUAGAAAGGAACAUGAAACAUGUUUGGCUCCUGAAUUACAUCAUGGAAAUUAUUCCACAACACAGCAAACAUUCAAAGUAAAUGAUAAAGUGCAAUACAAAUGUGAUACUGGCUAUUACACAGCUGGAGGAAAGAAGACUGAGGAGGUAGAAUGUCACACAUAUGGAUGGUCUCUCACACCAAAAUGUACCAAAUUAAAGUGCUCUUCUUUAAGACUGAUGGAAAAUGGUUAUUUUCAUCCUAUAAAGCAAACCUAUGAAGAAGGAGAUGUAGUUCAGUUUUUUUGUCAUGAAAAUUAUUAUUUAAGUGGAUUUGAUUUAAUUCAGUGCUAUAAUUUUGGUUGGUAUCCAGAAUCUCCUAUAUGUGAAGGAAGAAGAAAUAGAUGUCCACCUCCACCUCUGCCUCUAAAUGCCAAAAUUCAAACUUAUCCAGCAACUUAUCGUCAUGGAGAAAUAGUUCAUAUAGCAUGUGAACUUAAUUUUGAGAUCAAGGGGUCAGAAGAAAUACGUUGUGAAAAUGGGAAAUGGACAGAACCCCCAAAAUGCAUUGAAGUAAAGGAGAAGAUAGCCUGUGAGGAGCCACCCCUCAUUGAGAAUGGUGCAGCAAAUCUACACUCUAAGAUUUAUUACGAAGGAGCUAAAGUGACAUAUGGAUGUGAAAGUGGCUAUCAUCUCCGUGGAUCAAAUGAGAUAACUUGUAAAAAUGGAAAAUGGACACUUCCCCCUGAGUGUGUUGAAAACCAUGAAAAUUGUAAGCCUCCACCUGAUGUAAUAAAUGGAGCUGUUGUUGGUGAAUUAUUGACAAGCUACACAGCAGGAUCCUCAGUGGAAUAUAGGUGCAAUGAAUAUUACUUACUGAGGGGAACAAAGAUAUCUCAUUGUGAACAAGGAAAGUGGUCAUCCCCACCUGUUUGCUUAGAGCCAUGUACUGUGAAUUUGGAUUACAUGAACAGAAAUAAUAUAGAGAUGAAAUGGAAAUAUGAAGGAAAAAUCCUACAUGGUGAUUUAAUAGAUUUUAUAUGUAAAUUGGGAUAUGACUUAACUCCAUCAACCCCACUUUCUGAGUUAUCUGUGCAAUGCAAUAGAGGAGAAGUGAAAUAUCCUCUAUGUGUUAGAAAAGAAUUUAAAGGAAUGUGUGCAUCCCCUCCAUUAAUUAAAAAUGGAGUCAUUAUUAGUUCAACAGAAGGCAACUAUGAAAAUGGUUCCUCAGUAGAAUACAGAUGUUUUGAGCACCAUUUCCUACAAGGAUCUAAGGAGGCGUAUUGUUUAGAUGGAUUGUGGACUACACCACCAUUGUGUUUAGAGCCUUGCUCUUUAUCUUUUGUUGAAAUGGAAAAGAAUAAUUUACUCCUGAAAUGGAAUUUUGACAAUAGACCACAUAUUUUCCAUGGAGAGCAUAUUGAGUUUCUUUGUAAGGGAGAUACUUAUAUACCUGGGUCAUCUGUUAUAGGAUCUGAACUUAGGGUACGAUGUGACAAGGGGCAAUUAAAAUAUCCAAGAUGUAUUCAAAGAGAAAGGACUGAGUCUUAUCAAGAACCCAUAAGGACAUAAAAUGAAUGGCAGAAAGAAGAAUAGCAUUUCAACAUAUCAUAAAAUCUUUUAUAAAUCACAAAAUUUAGAAGAAAAAUGUUGAAUUAAAAAUCCCUAAAUGUAUAUUUGCUCAAAGAUUUAAAUCUAAAUUGUUUAUGCUGAAAAUUUUUUUUAUUUAUGAAUAAAAGCCCCAAAGCAUUGUUUCA
Choloepus didactylus (southern two-toed sloth) is the source of this 2259-nucleotide messenger RNA. It is a transcript of the gene F13B, whose product is annotated as coagulation factor XIII B chain. The coding region runs from base 89 to 2074 and encodes 661 amino acids. The transcript is spliced from 12 exons. NCBI's taxonomy places the organism in Eukaryota, Metazoa, Chordata, Mammalia, Pilosa, Megalonychidae. The record is from RefSeq and is a predicted model, not a curated record.